Messenger RNA from Plasmodium fragile, 849 nucleotides. RefSeq lists its product as uncharacterized. The transcript has 2 exons. NCBI's taxonomy places the organism in Eukaryota, Apicomplexa, Aconoidasida, Haemosporida, Plasmodiidae. Bases 1 to 849 code for a protein of 282 amino acids. The record is from RefSeq and is a predicted model, not a curated record.
AUGGGAACGGUAGAUUUGGCGAAUGCAUUGGUGAAAUGGGUAAUCCGCGCGGGUUUUCCCAAACAGGAGGAGUAUGAGGACAUGGUAUGGGAGAAGACCAAAGACGUAAUGAAGGAAUUUGUGGACUACAUGGAGGGCGACGAGAUAAUACUGUAUGCAACGGCCUGUGAUAACACAGCAUGGGAGCGCCCCGACCACCCAAACGAGAUUCCGGAAUAUGGACCAGUGCACGUGAGCCACAGAAUUGUAUGCGUACUCAUGGUUGCGGCAUUAUUUUUCAUGAAUGGGUGGCAUACUGCUGCAUUGGGAAAGACGCCGGGAAAUGACAUUAACGAUAAAAUAAGGGAGCACUUGCUAUGUGCAAUAGUGCAUAUGUUCAGCGAAGUAUUAAACGAAUCCGUGUGCAGAAGUGAAUGGGGCACUUUUUAUGCAUGGAAAAUAAUGGAAAAGACAGGGGGGAAAGGAGGUUUUGUGGGAGGUUUAAUACAGCAGGGGAAAUGUCGUAGACAACUAGUUGAGGAUUUGCAAAUAAGAAAACUUCACUUAAAUGCAGAGGUAAAGAAAUGGUUACAACAGGAUAGCAGACUACACAGGGUUAUACAGAAAAUAAGACGACACACACCGUGCAAGACGCCGUGGAAGAAGGGAUGGAAGAUAGCGGAUAUCUGGAAUAGAGAGGAUACGGAGAAUAAUGACACCUUAGGCAUUACUCAGAUAGUCGCGGACUUGAAGGAAGGCGUGCAGGAGAUAUUACAGGAACUCGGGACAAACGUGCAGGAAAGCAUAGCAAAAAGGCAGCAGGACAAGAAGCGAAAGUCCGGUAAGGCAAGGGAGCGAGGGGCAGAAUGA